UAGGGCGGGGAGCAUUUGAGAGAACCUUGUCUAAAAGAAGUCCCGCCCAAAAGGACCUUGCUGCUUGGAACAAACUCGUUUGGAAGAACCUUGUUCAGUAUAAACCCUUGUCUGAUACAAGGCAUUUCCUGUUAAAUGACUUCUCACAAAUACAAUUCUUUCAACCCACUAGCGUUUAUCUAUAACGCUCCUGCUCAAUCAAACCACCUUAUCUAUCCAUGGAGGCUGUAGACUGGCACCACAAACCUACACAAGUUCUUUUGAGUAAAUUUGGGUACUAAAUCUGGAACCGACCUGUGUGACUCAGCCGCCAACGGCCUACAACAGGCUUUGAACGCUUACGGACAACAGCAAAACAGCCUUGGUUGAGAUUCAGACUCAGAAAAUUCAAAACCAUUAAUUGAUGAACUCAAUUCGUUCAUAUCAUUCUCAUGUUUAGAACCCUCUCUUUGUUUCCUCGUUUGCCGCUUUCCUUCCCUCAAAGAUUUUGUUUUGCUACAAUGUCUGUGGAAGUUAAACCAUGGCGUCCUAAGUUUAUUCCUGUGGAGCAAAGUCAAAUCACUUCAAUUAGUAGCUCUGAAGCAUACAGAUUCAGUGUUGUUUCGUAUAACAUACUGGCACAGGUGUUUGUGAAGAGUUCCUAUUUCCCACACUCCCCAAGACCUUGUCUCAGAUGGAAGGCUCGUUCAGAAGCUGUUUUAGCCGCUCUUAGAGCUCUUGAUGUUGACUUUCUCUGCUUACAGGAGUUGGAUGAGUAUGAUAGCUUUUACAAAGAAAAUUUGGAAAGACAGGGAUACUCAAGCAUCUAUGUCAUGAGGAGCGGUCAAAAGCGCGAUGGUUGUGGAAUCUUCUACAGGCAGACUUGUGCAGAGCUGGUCUUACAAGAUAAUAUUGACUAUAACGAUCUUGUGGAAUCUAUUGAAAGUGAAACAAACACAAGUGUGAUAAAUAGUGGCGUUCCGGUAGGAGGAGGAAAUGCUGAUGAUGAGGGCACCCAAGUUUCAAAAGAAAAAGGUGCUAAAGAAGACCAUGGGGAUCUUAAUGAUCCUCAUGUUAGACUAAAACGUGAUUGUGUUGGAACUAUGGCUGCAUUUAGACUAAAGAAUUUUUCUCAAGAUCUGAUCAUUAUUGCAAAUACACAUUUAUAUUGGGAUCCAAAAUUAGCUGAUGUUAAGUUGGCUCAAGCUAAAUAUCUUCUGUCGCGUUUAGACCAAUUCAAAGCACUUGUCUCGGAAAAAUUUGAAUGUAUGCCUUCUGUUAUUGUGACUGGAGACUUCAACUCCACACCAGGAGAUCAGGUGUACAACUACCUAAUUUCAGGAAACUCUUCCUUCGAGUCUGCAGUCGAAUGUCCGGAUGAAUUGCCGAUUCCUUUAUGCAGUGUAUACGCCUACACAAGAGGAGAACCGCCAUUCACCAACUGCACCCCUGAUUUUACAGAUACUUUAGAUUACGUCUUCUUUUCGCCAUCAGGUUACAUAAAGCCAGUAAGCUUCCUGGAACUUCCCGGAGCAGAUUGCCCGUCUGUGGCUGGCGGGCUGCCAAACUACCAACAUCCUAGCGAUCACCUCCCCAUCGGUGCAGAAUUUCAAGUCCUAAAACAAUAGCACUACAUUAUACUCUCCUUGAUUCCCUUUCAUUCUUUCAUAUCAUAUUACCCUGGAAAGAUACUUCCAAAUUUGAUUAUUUUCCUGGGUAUACUAAACUUUUUUGACCUUGGUAUAUUUUCCUUGUAAGAUAUAUCAUUCUUUGACCUUUUUUUUUAAAAAAAUUCUUGGGAAGUUUAUUACUGGGAUGACAUUUGCAACUUAAAUUUUGGCUAGUUGGGCAAACAACCCCAGCAUUUGGAUCUAACAUUAUUUAUUUUCAUAUUAAUGUUCUUGUUCCUUGUU
Molecule: messenger RNA, 1892 nt
Organism: Amaranthus tricolor (Joseph's coat)
Lineage: Eukaryota; Viridiplantae; Streptophyta; Magnoliopsida; Caryophyllales; Amaranthaceae
Product: carbon catabolite repressor protein 4 homolog 4
Exons: 10
Coding region: 432-1607 (391 amino acids)
Molecular function (GO): poly(A)-specific ribonuclease activity
Source: RefSeq, a predicted model, not a curated record